AAGAAGAAGUUGUAUUGUUUUGAUGAUCUGAAGUCGCAUAUCGGCCAGCCGAAAUACCGUUUGUCUGCAGUGAUGAAGACCUCCCAGUCAGCGGAGACGGAAGGCGAUGAGGCCACUUCCUGGGUGUCUGUGUGCCCCAGGGGCUUGUGGGAGCUUCGUCAGAGGAGGAAACGAGGGGCGGAGCCAGCUGACCUGUCUGGAGACGUCUACCCUGGAAUUGGCUCUCUGUGUCGGGUCAGAGUUCAACGCCAAGGAGAACCUACAACUGACCCGGAGCUGUCACUCAAACCUGACCUGCCAAUCACAGUCCUUUCAGAUGCCCAGGUCACGCCCCUACAGCGCUCCCAGAGUACCAUGCUGCAGGUCCCGAUUGGUGAUUGGAUCAUUCUGAGGCUGGGGGAGGGGCAGUGUGACAUCACAGAGGGGUGUGUUGAGGGAAUGAGAGCUGGAGAGAGGUGUGAGGUACUGCUGACCCCACUAACAGACCGACCCGGGGGAGGACAGGAGGAGCAGAAGAGAGUGGAUCCUGACCAGUCCCUGUGUAUAACAGUAGAGCUCCAGUCCUUCUCUCCUGGCCAUGAGUCCUGGCAGCUAUCAGCUGGAGAGAAGUGGGGCUGGGUGAUGUCACACAAGCAGAGGGGGGGGGACAGGUUCAGGGCGGGGGACAUGUGGGGGGCGGCAGACAGCUACAGCCGAGCCCUCAAACUCCUCAUCACCCUAAAACUACACACCCGGGGAGAGGGGGAGGAGAUGACUCCAAUAGAGGAGGAGUCGGAGGAGGAGUCGGAGAAGAAGGAUAGCCUUGAAGCCCCUACAGAUUGUCAAUAUCGUUCCACCAAGGCCUCUCUCUACUCAAACCUGUCCCUGUGUCAGCUGAGACUAGGCCAGUGGUCCCGGGCCAGGGGUUGUGCCUCCAGGUCCACACUGCUGGAGCCCCAGGGCCUGAAGGCCUGGUACCGCCUUGGGCAGGCCUGCCUGGAAGCAGGGGAGCUGGAGGAGGCAGACAGGGCCUUCAGGAAACUACUGGAGCUUCAGAAUGACUCUCCCUCCGCCCUGAGAGGACUGAGAGAGGUGGGGAGGAGGGAGCGAGAGACUGAUAGCAGACUGGGACAGAGACUCGGCAAGAUGUUCAGCUGAAGGGGGAGAGAGGACUGAUAGCAGACUGGGACAGAGACUCAGCAAGAUGUUCAGCUGAAGGGGGAGAGAGGACUGAUAGCAGACUGGGACAGAGACUCAGCAAGAUGUUCAGCUGAAGAGGGAGAGCGAGAGAGGACUGAUAGCCGACAGGGACAGAGUCAAAUGUUCAGGGGAUGGAGGUAGAAAGGAGAGGGUGACAAUUAGCAGACUAUUAGUCUUAGGCUGCGUUUACAUAAGUAGCCCAAUUCUGAUAAUUUUUCCACUAUUGGUCUUUUGACCAAUCACAAAUAAAAUAAAGUUCCGAACUGGGCUGCCUGUGUAAAUGCAGCCUUUGCGGAUGAUAAUAUAAUAAUAAUAAUAAUAUGCCAUUUAGCAGAUAUGGGCCCUGGGUGUGCAGUAUAGGAUGUAAUGUAGUGGAGCUGUUCUAGAAGUGUGGUAUAGAAAUGAGCUGUAAUGGAUGGGUAGGACGGCGCUUCCCAAACUCUGUCCUGGGGACCCCAAGAGCCGCACAUUUAGGUUUUUGCCCUAGCACUACAUGACUGAUUCAAAUAAUCAAAGCUUGACGAUGAGUUGGUUAUUUGAAUCAGCUGUGUAGUGUUACGGCACCCCUUGGGUCUCCAGGACUACGUUAGAAACGCUGGGGAGGUUUAGGGAUGCAAAGGGAAGGUAUAUUACUGGAAACUUUCAAAGUUUACCAUUAAACUAUCAGAAUUUUGGUAACAGAGGUUUUGGGGAAUUUUAACAGAUGACAUCUAGUGAUCUUUUUGGGUACUUCAGAUUAUUUCUGGCCCUCUGUGGCUGCAUUUAGUCACAUCAGACUUUUGACCAAUCAGAUAUUUUCACAAUAGAUCUUUUUCAGAGCUGAUCUGCUUAGUGGAAAAAGACCAGAACUGGGCUGCCUGUGUAAACGCAGCCUGUAAGACCUUAACACAUGAUCUCCUCUAACCCAUAACCUGCAUGGCUGGAUAGAGAAAUCAUAGGCCCCUGGGCUUUAGGAACAGUUAUUAGCAGGUUCCCCCAUGGCUGGAUAGAGAAAUCAUAGGCCCCUGGGCUUUAGGAACAGUUAUUAGCAGGUUCCCCCAUGGCUGGAUAGAGAAAUCAUAGGCCCCUGGGCUUUAGGAACAGUUAUUAGCAGGUUCCCCCAUGGCUGGAUAGAGAAAUCAUAGGCCCCUGGGCUUUAGGAACAGUUAUUAGCAGGUUCCCCCAUGGCUGGAUAGAGAAAUCAUAGGCCCCUGGGCUUUAGGAACCGUUAUUAGCAGGUUCCCCCAUGGCUGGAUAGAGAAAUCAUAGGCCCCUGGGCUUUAGGAACCGUUAUUAGCAGGUUCCCCCAUGGCUGGAUAGAGAAAUCAUAGGCCCCUGGGCUUUAGGAACAGUUAUUAGCAGGUUCCCCCAUGGCUGGAUAGAGAAAUCAUAGGCCCCUGGGCUUUAGGAACAGUUAUUAGCAGGUUCCCCCAUGGCUGGAUAGAGAAAUCAUAGGCCCCUGGGCUUUAGGAACAGUUAUUAGCAGGUUCCCCCAUGGCUGGAUAGAGAAAUCAUAGGCCCCUGGGCUUUAGGAACAGUUAUUAGCAGGUUCCCC
Coregonus clupeaformis (lake whitefish) is the source of this 2713-nucleotide messenger RNA. RefSeq names its product FKBP prolyl isomerase like (gene fkbpl). The coding region runs from base 73 to 1137 and encodes 354 amino acids. Gene Ontology annotation, molecular function: protein binding. NCBI's taxonomy places the organism in Eukaryota, Metazoa, Chordata, Actinopteri, Salmoniformes, Salmonidae. The record is from RefSeq and is a predicted model, not a curated record. The transcript is spliced from 4 exons.